Messenger RNA from Phascolarctos cinereus (koala), 626 nucleotides. It is a transcript of the gene SCGB3A1, whose product is annotated as secretoglobin family 3A member 1. Gene Ontology annotation, biological process: positive regulation of myoblast fusion. NCBI's taxonomy places the organism in Eukaryota, Metazoa, Chordata, Mammalia, Diprotodontia, Phascolarctidae. The record is from RefSeq and is a predicted model, not a curated record.
GUCAGUGUCCUCUCCAUGGGCGGGGCAGGGGCUCUCUAUAUAUCUGAGGAACACAGGGAGAGCCCAGCAGAGGCUGCAAGGCGUGUUGCAGACAGAACCCAGCCCGCUCUCCUCUCCAGCAUGAAGCUGACCAUGGUCUUUCUGCUGGCUCUCUUGGCUGUAUGUAGUAGUUCAGCUUUGUGUUCUGCAGCUUUUGCCUUUUUCAAGGAUUUUCUAGCCAAACCCCCCAUCCAACCUACUGAGAUCCAGAAUUCCGUUGUCAAGCCUGUGGUGGAGUCAGUUCCUAACCCUAUCUUCAGCAACUUCAGUUUGCUCAGGUUAAUCCUGAGAAGCCUGGGGAUCCCUGUGGACCACCUGAUAGAAGGGUCCAAGAAGUGUGUGAAGGAGCUAGGAUCUGAGUCUGUGGAAGCGCUGAAGACCUUGCUGGGGGCCCUGACAUAUUACGGUUGAGAUGAAGCUGGACUGAAGCAGCCUCAAGACAACAGACAGUAGGAUGCCCAAAUGUGAGGCCCACCGGGCAUGUUCCCAACCUCUAGAGCAUUGUGGAAAUCUCUCCUGGGAUGGGCCCUUGAAUUCCUUUCAUCCAUUGUAAUACAUUUAAUAAAUUGAGUUCAAAGCAGAUCUUA